UGGCCGGACGGGGGAAAACACUUUGGGAUUUGGGGAGAACAAAAGCUAGCUACACGAACAGAAGGAGCGACGCAAGUAACACCAAAGAGACGCGUACUUUUUUGUUUUAUGGAACUCAUAAUUAAAAAAAAUCUACAUUUCAAAAUUGUUUUGUUUUGUACAGUUGAUACAAAUUGAAGAAAAGAAAGUUGUGGGGUAGUUUUGAGCAGUAUAUCAACUGAAAUUGGCGACUGCGAAAUUAUUGUACCAAAACACCCGUGGUGCUCCAGAUAUCCCAGUGCGGACAUAAAAGCGACAAGGGGGCACAGUCGUUAUUGUUGUGGUUUUAUUGUGUCGCAAACUUCAGACAGAGAGAAGGGGGAGAGGGGAGAGAAAUACGCGGAUAAAGAAAAGCGAAAGUGCGAAACUAACCGCAUUUAUUGGUGUCGAGGUCUUGCUGCACCACAGUGCCUCCUGCUGUGGGGGAGGGGGAGCUGCAAGGCGAAGGCUGCAGGGGAAAGAGACGGCCAGCUCCCCGCUUCUGUCUUUCGUGGAGCGACUCGACCACAGAGCCCGCAGGGGCGCGCCCCAGGAGCAGUUGGGAGUGAAGGGUGGAGGGGCUGAGGAGGCCGAUGGCGACACACGGCGACCGUGACAGAGGAAGCAGGAUGGAGGCCGGGCAGCAGGCGUUCGUCAGGGAGGUGAGGAGAGACCCCUCCAGGAUCUCCUACAAACGGUCCCACUGCAGCAGCAACGGGAAGCCCGAGCAGGCGGCGGCGGACAGCGACGGCAGCGAGGGAGGCGGGCCCGCCAGCGCCGUGGUCAGCUUCAGCACCAACCACAACUCGGUGGUGUGCCUGCCGCUGGUGUCCGAGGGGCUGAAGCUGGUGUGGACGCAGUCCGACCAGACCCGGGAGCUGGACUGCAUCCCCGAGCUGGUGCAGGCCUUCAACGUCUUCCCCUACCCGACGUCGCGGGAGGUGGCGGCGCUGGCCCGCGGCUGCGCCCUGCCGCUGGACAAGGUCAAGGUGUGGUUCAUGGUGCAGCGCAUCAAGUACGGCAUCAGCUGGGCCUCGGAGGAGAUCGAGGAGACGCGCCGCAAGCUGGCGGGGCCGGAUCGCUGCGUCGGAGGCGAGCGGGAGGAGGAGGAGGAGAGGGGCGGGGAGCACGGGCGCGACGAGCUCGGGCCUGAGGACGAACAGGACGACAGCGACAGCGGCAUGGCGGAGAGGCCCCUGCCCAUCAAACGGCCCAAGCUGGAGGUCCCCGAGCCGCCCAGGCCACGCCCCGUCCCCCACUUCCGCUCCUCCCUGCCCCCGCCUCAGGACUCCUACUACUACCGCCCACCGGCGGACACCCUCAGCCCCCUGGAGGCGGCGCCCAGCUCCCAGCGGCGGCACGGCCGCUACAAGAAGUCGAAAGCCCAGCUGGCCGUCCUGCGGAGCAGCUUCCUGCGGGAGAACUGGCCGGCGGAGGCGGAGCUGCGCCGCCUGCAGGAGGAGACCGGCCUCAGCCGCAACGACAUCCGCAAGUGGUUCAGCGACAGCCGCUACCAGCUGCGCAACGGGCGGGGCGGUGUGGGCGUGGCGCAGCCCCUCUCCCCCUCCCGCGGGGGCAAGAACGGCCACCAGCUGCACCCUCUGCCCCUCAUCGCCCACGGGCCCCGGCACCAGCAGGGCGGGGCCGCCCGGGGUGGGGCGCGAGGCAGGGCCAUCCGCAGCAACGGGGCGGGGGACGACCGCUUCUUCGAAAACUUCCUCUCCAGCAGCCUGGAGGCAGUGAAGGAGGGACAGGCAGCCAGGGAGGAAGAGGAAAACGAGGAGGAGGAGGAAGAGGAAGUUCUGUCCUUUGAGCACACAGUAGAGGUGGAGGAGGAAGAGGAGGAGGAAGAGAAGGAGGAGGAGAGUGAGGAAGAGCAGCCUCUGCAGCUGAUCAGCACCCGCAGCGACCCAGAGACCCAGCACCCCCCGCUGGCCGCUGCUGCCGCCUCCUCCCCCUCCCCCUCGCCUGUCACGGCCGCCUCUCCCUCCCCCGCCUCUGCCGCCCUCCCCCACAAACGUGCCGCCGCGGGGGUCCCCUCCCAAAAACCUGCCCGCUCCUCCAAAGCCAGCCCCCCCCUCCUCUCCAGCCCUUCCCCCUCCGUGACCACCUCGUCCUCCUCCUCCUCCUCCUCGCCCGUGCUGACCGCCGCCGGCCGUCCGAGGAAGACCAAGGAGCAGCUGGACGUGCUGAAGCAGCACUUCCUGCGCUGCCAGUGGCCCAAGAGCGAGGACUACACGCGGCUGGUGGCGCUGACCGGCCUGCCCCGCGCCGACGUCAUCCAGUGGUUUGGCGACACGCGCUACGCGGUGAAGAACGGGCAGCUGCGCUGGGUGCGCGGCGUACGCGAGCAGUUCAUGGCUGAGCUGGCACAGCAGCGUGAGGGAGGCGGGGCCAACGGCGCCGGGGGCGGGGCCUCGCGGGGCGGAAGCCGCAGGCGCAAGCUCCAGGAGAACGGCGAGGCGGCGGACUCUCGCGAGCCCGGCAUCGCCGGGAACUCUGGGACGGAUGUCCAUCCUCUGGAGGUGUACCGCCGGCAGACGGGCGCUCUGCAGGAGAAAGACCUGGACGCCCUCUGCCGCAAGUCGCGGAUGAGCUACCAGCAGGUGCGGGACUGGUUUGCCAGCCAGGAGAGUGGGGCGUCGGACGUGGAGGUCAACGUCACCGACUGAGCGAGCGCUGCUGGGAGGGGCUGGGUGGAAACCGGGCUUUGUUAUUUUAGCUCCACUUUUAAUUUUCUCUGUACAUAUCUCCAUACGGACAAAGGACAGACCCAACCCUAUCAGCACACCAAUGUGACUUCCACCCCUCCAACACUGCAACCAUUGUGCGCAAAUGUGAGACUGACCGUCGGUGGACAUCUGCGCGUACGUGUGACGGGGCGAGUGUAGGUUUCAGUCUGUGUGUGUGUGCGAGUGUGUGAGAUGCUGAGCCGUGUCCGCCCAGCGUCUGAGGGGAGACGCUAACAGGUGUCGUGUCUCUUACCUGCGGCCUCCCCACCCCUCUGCCUCUGCUGAAAUCCUGAAGCAAGCUGCCGGGGCCCUGAAGGACGCCUCUGGCUGUGUACACUGGUCUACUGAAUGUGUCCCCUGUGUGUUUACUGUUCUCCCGUUUUGUUUGUAUAUAUUAUGUAGCGUUCUGAGUUCUGUUUGCGCCGGAGCCCAGUAUAAGUAGCAGAGCAGUAACUUUAAAAUGUAGAGAGAUUAUAACUUUUCCGUUUGUCCUCUUUAGGUACUUGAGCGUAGCUAGUUCACAGUACGGUGGAGAGAAGGAGGCUGACAGUGUUGGUGCCGGGCAGUUUUAGACUUUUCGUUGUAGAAUGAGGCAAGGGAGUUUAGCAGCUGUUUCUCCCAUUCACUGAAAGCCGGUCACCAACAGCGGACUUGUACCGUACAGCUCUGUGUAGACUGUUGCACUUGCAAUUUGGAGCCCUAUAUUUUAGAUGCCAUGUUGUUCAUUAAAUUCUUUUGUAACCUGAAUUCAAAUUUUUCUUUUUAUUUCUCCCCCAGCGUGUGUUAAGCCUUUAGUUUCAGGCUGGAGCUGCAGUGAAGUAACGCCUGCUGUGAACGCGCUCCUCAGCCCUGUGCGUUUCAGGGGUCAUGAACGCGCUCCUCAGCCCUGUGCGUUUCAGGGGUCAUGAACGCGCUCCUCAGCCCUGUGCGUUUCAGGGGUCAUGAACGCGCUCCUCAGCCCUGUGCGUUUCAGGGGUCAUGAACGCGCUCCUGUGCCUGUGCGUUUCAGGGGUUAGCUGGCGGCCUGUGCGUUUCAGGGGUUAGCUGGCCUGUGCAGACCCCUCACUGCUCCACACAAACAUACUGUCACAGUGUGCGUUACACAAAAUUGCUUCCCUCUGUUAUAAAAUGUGUGUCAUUUUAAAGGUCUUCCUGUCUGACCGGAUGCAUCACGUUAAACUUCUUCCUCGUCUGUCCUGGAUGUGUGUGACGUUUAUUGUCUUCCCUUCCUAGACAGAAUGAGUGUUACUUUAAAACUCUUCCCUCUGACAAUAUGUGUGUCACCCUAAAUGUUUUCCCCCACUCUGCACCAGUGUUGGUGGGCACAACUCUCUCUGGUAUAUUACCCAAACCCCCCUUUUGAGUUGUGGGGUUCUUGGUU
Molecule: messenger RNA, 4131 nt
Organism: Megalops cyprinoides (Indo-Pacific tarpon)
Lineage: Eukaryota; Metazoa; Chordata; Actinopteri; Elopiformes; Megalopidae
Gene: homeza
Product: homeobox and leucine zipper encoding a
Exons: 3
Coding region: 612-2690 (692 amino acids)
Biological process (GO): regulation of transcription by RNA polymerase II
Cellular component (GO): nucleus
Molecular function (GO): DNA binding; DNA-binding transcription factor activity, RNA polymerase II-specific
Source: RefSeq, a predicted model, not a curated record